AUGAAGAUCUGUUCAAAUGACUCGUGUAAGCGCCGAGAACUAUUUGGCGGAAUCCAUGGGCGGUGAUACGAGCUCCGAUGUAAAAUCGACGUGUGUGGUUGGGAACAGAGAGGAGGAGAGGAAGGGGGAAGCCGUGAUGAACGGUGGUGGGGAGCGUGAAAAUGGGAUGAGGAAAGGAGAAGGAGAGAAGUUUGUGUUUCGGGCUUCGGCUCCGGCGCACAGGAGAGUUAAGGAGAGCCCUCUGAGUUCUGAUGCCAUUUUUUCUCAGAGCCAUGCAGGUCUAUUCAAUCUCUGUAUAGUUGUUCUUGUUGCCGUAAACAGCAGGCUUAUUAUUGAGAACUUGAUGAAGUAUGGUCUACUGAUAAGAGCAGGAUUUUGGUUCAGUCCCAGGUCACUGAAAGAUUGGCCACUGCUUAUGUGUUGCCUGACUCUACAUUGUUUUCCUCUUGCUGCAUAUGUGGUUGAAAAGCUGGCUUGGAACGAACUUCUAUCCGGACCCGUACUUCUCAUUCUGCAUGUAAUUCUUGUCAUGACAGAAAUCUCGUAUCCUGUUUUUGUAAUUGUUAGGUGUGAUUCAGCAGUUUUAUCUGGUCUUGCUUUAAUGCUCAUUGCAAGCAUUAUUUGGUUAAAGCUGAUUUCUUAUAUGCACACAAAUUAUGAUUUAAGGGCUUUGCGCCACCAUAUUGCUAAGGGCGAAAUUUCGUCAGAUUGCCUAAACUUCAAUUAUCAAGAUGGUGUCAGCUUUAAAAACUUGUUGUACUUCAUGGUGGCUCCGACUCUUUGUUACCAGCCAAGCUAUCCCCGCACACCUUGCAUUAGAAGAGGUUGGGUGAUUCGUCAAAUUAUUAAGUUGGUAAUUUUUACAGGAUUUAUGGGAUUCAUUAUUGAGCAGUACAUCAAUCCAAUUGUCAAGAAUUCUGUACACCCACUUAAGGGGAAUUUUCUUAAUGCUAUUGAGAGAGUCUUGAAGCUAUCAGUUCCUACCUUGUACGUGUGGCUUUGCAUGUUCUAUUGCUUUUUCCAUUUAUGGUUAAACAUUCUUGCAGAGCUCCUUCGCUUUGGUGAUCGUGAGUUCUAUAAAGAUUGGUGGAAUGCAAAGACUAUUGAAGAGUACUGGAGAAUGUGGAACAUGCCUGUCCACAAGUGGAUGGUUCGUCAUAUAUAUUUUCCCUGCAUAAGGAAUGGCCUUUCAAAGGGAGUUGCUAUUCUGAUUUCAUUCUUAAUUUCCGCUUUGUUUCACGAGUUAUGCAUUGGAGUCCCUUGCCAUACAUUUAAGUUCUGGGCUUUCAUAGGGAUACUCUUUCAGGUUCCCUUGGGCAUUUUAACACGCUAUCUACAGGAGAAAUUUAAGAGUUCAAUGGUGGGAAAUAUGAUAUUCUGGGUCUUCUUCUGCAUCCUCGGCCAGCCCAUGUGCGUGCUCCUGUACUACCACGAUGUGAUGAACAGAAGAGUGAGAACGGAGUGAUUGAAGUUUACAGCCACAGCAGAACACAGCAGGCAAGUUCCUUCUCUUUUACUGCUUCAUUCCAUAUAUUGGGAAAAUGCUCAAUUCCUACAAAACCAUUUUUUAGCUAUGUAAAUAAAGUGGAAACCUAACGGAAGAGAUCACAAGAAAAUAAAUUUUGGUUUAUAUGCAUAUAGAAAAAGAUUGGUUUUUGU
Molecule: messenger RNA, 1659 nt
Organism: Phalaenopsis equestris
Lineage: Eukaryota; Viridiplantae; Streptophyta; Magnoliopsida; Asparagales; Orchidaceae
Product: diacylglycerol O-acyltransferase 1
Exons: 16
Coding region: 17-1465 (482 amino acids)
Biological process (GO): triglyceride biosynthetic process
Cellular component (GO): chloroplast envelope; endoplasmic reticulum membrane
Molecular function (GO): diacylglycerol O-acyltransferase activity
Source: RefSeq, a predicted model, not a curated record